AUGACCAAAGCUGGAAGAAUUUGCGAGGACUAUUCCGACUAUUCCCCCGAAUGGAUCAGAAAAUCUGUGGCGCGGUCGCUCAAACGGUUCGCCACAAGUUACCUCGAUGUGGUAUCCUGCCAAGAUGUUGAGUUUGUCAACUUCGAAGAGACUCUUCAAGUUGUGGAAACGCUUUAUGAACUGUCCCAUUCGGGCGUCAUCCGUUGCGUGGAAAUUUCAGGUGCUGAUAUUGACAUUCUCGAAGCAGGCCAGCUUACACUGCAGAACACUUGGCUUGAGAAAGGAGGUCUAAACGCGUUUGGAUUAGCAGGAGUCAAAGCUGUCUGCAAUUCUAGUCCACUCGCGAUCAGACUGCUCAGGAAUGUCAGAGUCCCCGUUGGCGCGCUGGUAAAAUGGCACCCUGCGCCGCCAGAGCUGCGAGCUGUGUGUCAGGAAGCCGCAGAGUCAGUUCAGGACCAAGGCGAUAGUCUGGUAUCGGUUGCCUUGCGCUUUUCAAUAUCCAGAGCUCAAAAGGCGAGUCAGAAUGGCCUCAAUGACACUACCAUCACCGGAAUCAUCUCGGAAUCAGACCUGGAAGAGAAUGUGCAGACAGCGAAACAAAUCCUGCAGAAGUCUACGAUCCUGGCCCCCAAUGCCGGAAUAAAUUCCCCCGAUGAUCUGCUCUUUGAGUAUGGUGAUCUUGAUGAGGAAGCGGUCAGUCGAGAUAGCCCUCUUUACGAGGGAGCCAGGACCAUCCGCGGGCGCUGGCUUGAUUACGAUUUCUUUUGGCCUCAAAGGCCCAAAGCACAAGUCCAGGCGCAGAGAGAAGACUAG
Messenger RNA from Fonsecaea nubica, 813 nucleotides. RefSeq lists its product as hypothetical. The coding region runs from base 1 to 813 and encodes 270 amino acids. The record is from RefSeq and is a predicted model, not a curated record. Gene Ontology annotation, cellular component: cytosol. Gene Ontology annotation, biological process: dehydro-D-arabinono-1,4-lactone biosynthetic process. The transcript has 2 exons. NCBI's taxonomy places the organism in Eukaryota, Fungi, Ascomycota, Eurotiomycetes, Chaetothyriales, Herpotrichiellaceae. Gene Ontology annotation, molecular function: D-arabinose 1-dehydrogenase [NAD(P)+] activity.